Molecule: messenger RNA, 399 nt
Organism: Didymodactylos carnosus
Lineage: Eukaryota; Metazoa; Rotifera; Eurotatoria; Philodinida; Philodinidae
Source: the annotation of a GenBank genome assembly
AUGAUGACCGUGGUUGUGACCAUGUCAAUACCAUCAAAAUAUUUUAUUCAUAAACGUGAUAUAUCUGAACAACUUGAAGUUGAUUGUAUACCAGUAUAUUAUGAUACAUUAAAAUGGGUAAUUCAGACAAAUGAAGAUGACGACAGUGUAUUAUACGGAAAAUUAUUGAUGGAUAGUGAUUAUUCUGGGAAACAAGUGUAUGUCAUAUGUUCAAAAUAUCAGUCUGAUGAUAGUAAUGACGGCAAGCCAGAAGAUAAUACAAAUAGAAAAAAACGAUCUAUAGUUCGUCGAUCGGCGCGCAAUGCUAACAUUUUAUAUCGGUAUUGUCGAUUAUCUGGUCAUAUGAAACAGUUUUGUUUAAAUUAUUCGGUGCGAAUGCUAUUUACCACAGGUCAUUAG